CUGAAGCAAAAUGCAAGUUUUUCAGCAUGUGUGGAAGUAUUCUGUUUAUACCGAGGAAUAACAAAACUGAAGUUCAUUGUCAAGGAGUGAUGGAUGUGUACUCGACGUGUGACUCAGAGAUCCGUCUUUCAGAGCAUUAGCAGUCACACAGGGCAGGAUGAUCUACCUGGCUAACACAGCUCACUGGCAGUUCCUGGGCCUGGUGGCAGGGUUUCUGGCAUGGAUCCUUAUCAUGACCACAAACGGCAUGAACGAGUGGCGUCUUUGGUAUGUGACUGACAAGUCAGUUGUCACCUCAGGUGUGGCCUGGGUGGGUAUCUGGAGGGUGUGUUUCUACAGCCACACCCUUCCCAAAUUUGAGAACUGUCAAUGGAUCAGCAUCUCGGACACCUUUGUUCCAGCAGAGAUCUCUGUGGCUCAGGUGCUGAUGCUGCUGGCGGUGAUCUGCGGCCUAGCGGGGAACAUCAGUGCUGCAUUGGCCAUGAGGAUGGCCUACUUCUCUGUGGAGGAUCGCAGCAAUAUCCGGCUGGCCUUCGUGCUGGCAGGGACCCUGUAUGUGUUCACAGCUGUGUUAUGCUUGGUGCCACUGGGUUGGAACAUGAGUUCUGUGCUGAACAACAGCACCAUAGACUUUCCUCCAGAGUUCUACCUUCCAGAAGCUCCCGCCAGUCAGCAGGUGGGCACAGCCAUCGGAAUGGGCAUGGUUGCCUCCAUCAUGAUGCUCAUCUGCGGGCUGGUUUUCCUCUGCUACCAGUACGUCUGGCAGACCCUGAGCUCAGAGGCCCCCAGACACACUAGGGACCCACUCCACGGUACCUGGACAGAGUUUCCAAAUGGAAACCAGGGCAUCGAUAAUCCUACCUUUCAAACUGAGGAAGUGUCAUGAUGGCAAAACAGAACUUCUCGAACAAUUAAGGGACUUUUCAUAAUUUCCAUCUUCAGGAAAGUGACUUCA
Molecule: messenger RNA, 955 nt
Organism: Scomber japonicus (chub mackerel)
Lineage: Eukaryota; Metazoa; Chordata; Actinopteri; Scombriformes; Scombridae
Gene: cldn34a
Product: claudin 34a
Exons: 2
Coding region: 158-886 (242 amino acids)
Biological process (GO): cell adhesion; bicellular tight junction assembly
Cellular component (GO): bicellular tight junction; plasma membrane
Molecular function (GO): structural molecule activity
Source: RefSeq, a predicted model, not a curated record